This is a messenger RNA of Tauraco erythrolophus (red-crested turaco), 462 nucleotides long. Its product is annotated as histone H1.03. Gene Ontology annotation, cellular component: nucleosome. Lineage: Eukaryota; Metazoa; Chordata; Aves; Musophagiformes; Musophagidae. Gene Ontology annotation, molecular function: DNA binding; structural constituent of chromatin. The record is from RefSeq and is a predicted model, not a curated record. Gene Ontology annotation, biological process: nucleosome assembly.
GCGGGGGCUGUGGGUGUCUACGAUGUUGAAAAAAGUAAUAGCCGUAUCAAGCUUGGGCUGAAGAGUCUCGUCAGCAAAGGUACUCUGGUGCAGACCAAAGGUACUGGUGCCUCCGGCUCUUUUCGCCUGAGUAAGAAGCCUGGAGAAAUGAAAGAAAAAGCUCCCAAGAAACGAGCAGCUGCUUCCUCCAAGCCUAAGAAGCCGGCGGCCAAGAAACCUGCGAGUGCUGCCAAGAAGCCUAAAAAGGCAGUGGUAGUGAAGAAGAGCCCUAAGAAAGCUAAAAAGCCAGCGGCCGCGGCGACGAAGAAAGCAGCUAAGAGCCCCAAGAAGGCCGUUAAGGCUGCCAAGCCUAAAAAGGCGGUGGCAGCAGUGAAGAGCCCGGGCAAGACAAAGGCGGUGAAGCCCAAAGCGGCCAAGCCGAAGGUGGCCAAGGCGAAGAAGGUGACCCCCAAGAAGAAAUAA